This is a messenger RNA of Tachyglossus aculeatus (Australian echidna), 1632 nucleotides long. RefSeq names its product tesmin-like. The transcript is spliced from 10 exons. Lineage: Eukaryota; Metazoa; Chordata; Mammalia; Monotremata; Tachyglossidae. The coding region runs from base 95 to 1519 and encodes 474 amino acids. The record is from RefSeq and is a predicted model, not a curated record.
GAGAGAACGGUGCCAGUGAAGCCAAGGUGCCGGCCGGGCUGCGGUGGAGCUUCCCUCGCCGUCCAGCUCGGCCAGGCCCAGCUCCUCGGCCGCAAUGGACGACCGCCUUCCCUUCGACGAGAUCGCGGACCUGGAAGACAUAAUGCAGGCGGGAACGUUCGAAAGAGACAGUCAGGCCCUUUUGGACAACACCGUCCUGCACGGUGCAAUGGGGGAGACCUACGAGGAGAAAUUUAAUUUCUUUAAGGAUUUGUACCUGUCAGCGGAUGACGACAAAGAAGUCGUGCUAUCUCAUUUCAACCCCGUUAACGAUUUUGACGACAAUGAUGUUUUUGAAGAGUUUUUAAAACUCCAACACCUAAUAUCUGUAGAGGAAUCUCUUUCUUCUCCACCUCAUUCCUCCAACGACGAAUCGCUGCCUUCCUCAGUGACUCAGAUGGACCGUCCUAACAGCGGUCUGCCUAGGGUUCCAGCUCAAGAAGGUGCACCUCGCCCUCCCCAAGAGAUGCCGACAUUCCUCUGCCUGCCAUCCAACUGCCAAGAGAUGGAUUUGCCACAGCGUGUAGAAGAAAGUUUGGUGGGACAGUCUGUUGUGUAUCCCGCCACUCCACUCCUGAGUGUCAGAUCGCUUUUGAACCUCCAUAACUAUUCAAGGAAUCCGCUUAUGAUGGAUAACAUGGAAAAAGUUAAUAAUGCUGCAAGUGACACCCAGAAUCCACGUGGUCAAGGUGCCUCUGGUGUGUGUUCACCAUUUCAAGAGACAGUGGAUGAUGCCAGUUCUUCACACCAUAAGGUGAUCUGUCCUUCGGAAAGGGAGGUGCAGCUAGGUCCAGAGAGGUCUGGCAAAGGACAACGAAGCAAACAUCUGGUUCCUCAGAGACAGUAUUGGCGUGGUCGCUUUCAGUCAGGUUCCAAGCAAGUGAGAAUUUCAAAGGGUAAACCUGAGGUUUCUGUAUUAAGACGAAUUUUGAUGACCCCAUCUGAACCGAAAGUCCCCUCAAAACAGCUGGAUCGUGGAGCCUCAGCAUCAGAAACUCUGGGAGCCAUAAAUCUGUCAGAAUUAAGUCAUAAAUGCCCACCAGAAAAAACAGCCAGGGGCUGCGAUUGUCUUGCCAAUGGUGACUUGCACAACAACGACAGCUGCUACAUCUUUUAUGACAAUCUGAAUUGCAACACUGGAGAAAAUGAAGCCAUUAAGGCCAAAACUACGUACACUGGUGGCAAACAUGACAAUAGCAGUCCCCCACAAAAAGUACUCACCAACAAUUCAAACUCUGCAGCGACUAUGAGUUACGAAGGCAGCAAUCUUAGUUCAUCACCCGAGACUGCAGAACUUUCCAAAGAUGAAAAUCACGGGUCACCCCCACUGUGCAUCUCCUGGGAAGCAGUGGAAACCACCUGUGUUCGACUUCUGGCCCGGGGGCAAGAGGCUGAGGAAGCAAACUACCCAAAGCAUGUAGCAGAGCAGUUGAUCCUGGAGGAGUUUGGGAAAUGUGUAUCGCAGAUCUUCCAUAUGUAGCUGAGUCCCCCGAAGGUUUGGAGUGGUGGAGAGGCGAAUACGGUUUAUGGUGAAGAGGACAUCAGAGAUCAGAAAGCCUGAUGAUAUUUGAUAAGUUGUUAGUUUCACAUGAU